Molecule: messenger RNA, 360 nt
Organism: Cotesia congregata
Lineage: Eukaryota; Metazoa; Arthropoda; Insecta; Hymenoptera; Braconidae
Source: the annotation of a GenBank genome assembly
AUGUGGGCCGUAAUACGAGACCCAGAAGCUCCUAAAGGAUGUCCAAGAGCAAUAGCACCUCCAUUGACAUUCAACUUGUUAAUAUCAAGGCCUAAAUCCUUGACACAAGCCAGAGUUUGUGCCCCAAAAGCUUCGUUAAUUUCAACAAGCUCUAGAUCAUUGAGAGUUUUUUUAGAUAGCUUCAAAAGAUGCUUAAUCGCUGGUGCUGGUCCUAUUCCCAUGAUACUAGGGUCAACGCCGACGGUUGUAUAUCCGUACAAGCGGGCUAGAGUUUGUGGGCGAGGGUGUUCGUCGACAGACACUUCAAUUUGUUUCUUCUUUAUGGUCAUUGAAACUGGUGCCAUCUCAGCUUUGAAGUAA